Messenger RNA from Lates calcarifer (barramundi perch), 2698 nucleotides. RefSeq names its product pseudouridine synthase 10 (gene pus10). The transcript has 18 exons. The record is from RefSeq and is a predicted model, not a curated record. NCBI's taxonomy places the organism in Eukaryota, Metazoa, Chordata, Actinopteri, Centropomidae. Gene Ontology annotation, biological process: tRNA pseudouridine synthesis. Gene Ontology annotation, molecular function: RNA binding; pseudouridine synthase activity. The coding region runs from base 250 to 1863 and encodes 537 amino acids.
AAGUUAGUAGAGUUAUUAGUUAUUAUUCUAUCUCCCGCUAAUGUCAGAGUUUUAACAUUACGGUGAGAGGAGUUGAUGCGGGUUGAUUAGCUUGGUCUGUUAGCGCUGGGACAGUGAGAAGAGGCUUUUUGGAGGAACAUGCUAACACAUAACUGAACUCUGUCUGCUGUAUUCACUUUAUUUUGUUGCGGAUUAACCAUUUCUGUACACGCUGUUUCCUGACGCCUGCUCCUCCUGCAGUCUGCCGUCAUGCUGCCUCUGAAGGAGAAGGACAAACCCAUCGUCCAGAAGCUGCUGUCCGCCGGCUGCUGCAGCCGCUGCGUCCUCAGGUUCUGCUGCGUUCGGGUUCAGGCCGUCUACAGACGCCCACCACAGGAAACACUGAGGGAGCUUCAGGCUUUCAUCUGCAACACAGAAAACAGCAAAGACGCAUCAGAGUCCACAGAGGAAAACAACAAGUCCCACGAUGCAGCUGAAGAUCCACCGAGCAAAAGAGCUAAAGUGGAGCUCAGUGAGACGGAGGCUCGGUCAGAGGACGCUGCUGCCGCCGCCGCCGCCGCUCCGGUCAACCUGAAGGACCGAGAGUCGAGUGUGUGUGUGGUGUGUUUGGGGAUCCUGCAGGAACUCUGCGGCCCGACUCAGGCUGUGAAGAUAUCUGAGGCGGUGAAGGCUGAAAACUACGAGUUUGACUCCCUGGUGCUGUCGGUGUCUCUGCCCGCUCAGCUGUGCGUCCGCGAGCACUCCUGUUGGCUCCACGUGAAGAAGGAAGUGAGAGAGAAGGGUUUGGUGCUCGACAAGGACGACGUCAUCCAGGUGAAGGAGGCCUUCAAGUGGAUCAUGCAGGACCUGGUCGCCAAGGAGCUGGGGGGCGUCGCCGUGGUUACCAGGAGCGCGUUCGAGGUCAGCGUGGAGUUCAGCCACGAGGCGACGGACGCCGACUGUCACUUCCUUGCAUCAGCGUGUCCCGACUGCUUCAAACCCACCAAGAACAAACAGUCGGUGUUCACCAGGAUGGCCGUGGUCAAAGCUCUGGAACAGAUACCUGAUGCCAAAUUUCUGAGACUCUACUCUUGUCCUCCAGCGCAGCCGUCCAGCUGCUGCAGCCCUCCAGACGUCCAGUGUCUCCACGUGUCUGUCUUUGUAGCAGGGAGAUACAACAAGUUCUGUCGCAGCCUGCCUCAGACUCCCUGGGUGAUCGAUGGAGAGAGGAGGAUGGAGUCGUCGGUGGAGGAGCUGAUCGCGGCGCCCAUCCUGUCCGCCUUCAGAGCCGACGGUUUUAACUUCUCCUCGUCCGGCAGGGAGGACGUGGACGUCCGGACUCUUGGAAACGGUCGUCCGUUUGCGAUGGAGCUGCUGAAUCCUCACAGAUCCAGGUUCAACAGAGCGGAGAUAAAGCAGCUGCAGCAGACCAUUAACGAGUCUUCAGACAAAAUCAGAGUGAGAGACCUGCAGAUCGUCACCAGAGAGGCCAUGAGUCGGAUGAAGGAGGGCGAGGAGGAGAAGACCAAGUCGUACACGGCGCUCGUCUGGACCCAGAAACCCAUCCAGAGAGAGGACAUCGCCUUCAUCGACGACAUCAAGGAGCUGACUCUGGAUCAGAAAACUCCUCUGAGGGUUUUGCACCGUCGGGCGCUGGCCGUCCGACAGCGAGUCAUCCACAGCAUGAACGCCCGCUUCCUGGACCCGCAUCACUUCUACCUGGGGCUGAAGACGCAGGCCGGGACCUACAUCAAGGAGUUUGUCCACGGAGACUUUGGUCGCACCAAACCCAACCUGUGUGAGCUGCUGAAGACGGACACCGACAUCCUGGAGCUGGACGUGGAGUCUGUGGAUGUGGACUGGCCUCCUGCCAUACCAGAGUGAACGCCGAGCUGGUCCUGGAUCUGAGAGGCCACAGGUUUGAUGUCAGCGAGGCUGGAGCGGCUCCUGUCGUGGACGCGACAUCAAACCAUCCACCGCAGGUUCACCGAGCGUCUGAGACUGAAAGCAGAACAGUGUAAAUGCCGUUUGGACGUGAAGAAGGAAAGUCACACGUGAAGCCUGAUCUGUGUUUGUUCUGGUUCUGGUCAGACGUGACUCCAUCUUUAGUCGGAGCGCAGAAAACGUGACCUUGUUCUGUUGUGAUUAGUGUCACACAAGUUAUUUUGUAAUAUAUUCCCGCAGCCAUGUCAAUCUGUGUUGUACGGAAGCCCCUGAGGGACAAGUGAGAGUGUUUGUUAUUGUAAUACUCAUUUCGGCCACUAGAGGCUGCAGUGCGCCACCACUAGGACUGAAACCAUCCAUGUUUUCUUCCAGGAGAUUUAAUAUCUCUGUUCACUCUGUGAAUAUAUAUCCUGUGUUUACAAAUUCUAUAAUAUUAGCAUUGUAACUUAAUAUCAAAUUAAAUGAGUAUUACAGCAACAAACAUUUAUUUGUUGCACCUAAAAGGUUUCUUUUUUACAAGGAGAUAAAUUAACCCAAUGUCAUGAAAAACUGAGCUUUGUUAUGUCGAAAUAGCGAGCUAAUUAUUUCACUACUUUGACAUAACAAAGAUUGUUCUCUUGUAAUAAAGUGUUUUCUCAUCUUGAGGGUUUUUUCGAGAUAAAAUAACCUGUAAUCACAAGAAGCUUUAUUACGUCAGGAUCACAAGUUAAUUGUUUUGUUAUCUCGACAAGAUUUGGUUCCUCUUGAUUAAACAAAGCCUUGUUUUUCGCGAUAA